AGCAUGAGAGCCCUUCGGGGGACAGCCGAGAGCCUCGUCAGCACCGGGUGGCGAUGCUGGCACUGGGGGAUCUGCAAGGCCCUCACCCCGCUGCAGGUGGCCUGGGUUGCCUUCUCUCGGCCUGUCCCAGCCAGCCUCGGGCAGCUGCUGACCCAGCUCCUCCUGUGCGGCUCCCUGGCCACUGCUGCCGCAGGUCUGGCCCACCACUGGCUGGUGUCCUCGCUACUUUACCCUCUGGGGUCCUCGGCCCUGGUGGCCAUUGUCUGUGGCCUGGUGGUCUUCCUGGGCCUGGGCCUGGUGACCCCAGUUCGCUGCCUGUUUGCACUCAGUGUGCCUACCCUGGGCACGGAGCAGGGCCGCCGCCUGCUCCUCUCCUGGAGCGCUGCCACCCUGGCCGUAGCCGUGGUGCCCAACGUCCUGGCCAACAUGGGCGCAGCCGGGCAGGUGCUGAGAUGUGUCACUGAGGGCUCCCUGGAGAGUCUGCUCAACACCACUCACCAGCUGCACGAGGCAUCCGGGGCUCUGGGCCCCACCAGCCAGGGGCUGACGCUCCAGGCCCUGGGCAAUGGCUCUGCCUUCCGGCUUCACAUGCUCAGGGUCACUCAGCAGGUCCUGGAAGACUUCUCUGGCCUGGAGUCCCUGGCCCGGGCGGCAGUGCUGGGGACCCAGCGGGUGGUCACAGGGCUCUUGAUGCUGGGCCUCCUGGUGGACUCGACCUGGUACCUCCAUCGCUACCUGACUGACCUGCGGUUUGAUAAUAUCUAUGCCACGCGGCAGCUAGCUCAGCAGCUGGCCGAGGCCCGGGCCACACACUUGUUGGCCUCCCCACCAGCCUGGCUGCUCCGGGCAGCCCGGCCCAGGCUGUCCCCAAGGGAGCUACUGAGUUGUCUCCUCAGGCUGGGGCUGCUGGCCCUGCUCCUGGUGGCCACAGCUGUGACGGUGGCCACGGACCAUGUGGUCUUCCUCCUGGCGCAGGCAGCCGUGGACUGGGCUCAGAAGCUGCCUGCCAUGCCCGUCACGCUCACAGUCAAGUACGAGGCUGCAUACACCGUCCUGGGCUUCAUUUCCUUCCUCUUCAACCAGCCGCCCCCGGAGAGCCCCUCCCUGUCUGCCCACAGGACCUUCCACUGGGAGCUCCGCUUCACGGCCCCCAGCUGCCCGCUGCUGCCCGCCCGACGCCCCGGCUUGGCCGCACCCCUGGCCGCGGGCCUUCUGCAGCUCGGGGCUUGCUCCACGGUCCUCCUGCAGGCCUACGCGCGCCGCCUGCGCCACACCAUCGCUGCCUCCUUCUUCCCCACCCAGGAGGCAAGGCGGAUCCGCCACCUUCACGCCCGGCUGCAGCAGAGAUAUGACAGGCUUCAAGGCCAGCAGCUGCCCCAGGGGACUCCUUCAUUCCGGACAGCAGGGCCUGCCAGCGAGCACCCAGCCUGGAGAGACAGGCCUACUGCACACUGGACACUUGGAAGAACAGAGAGCAGUGGGGGCACAGCAGAAAGAGCUUUGGACCGCAGAGACCUGAGUUGUAACCUUGGUCCUCUGCUGCCUCCCUGUGUGAUCCUGGGUAGGUUGCUUCACCUCUCUGAGCCUUGGUUUCUAUAUCUGCAUAAUGACUAUAUGAUAACAAUCAAUGAGACCUACUUUCCACAGGGAACGGUGAGGGAGGAAUGAAAUACUGGGCACAAAAGGCCUCGAUGAAGAGAGAAGAACUAUGCAGAGAAGACACGCAAGUGCGGGGACAGCUCCCGGGGCUCCAGGCCGCUGGGGGCUUGGUCAAGGCUUGCGUCCGCAUCCGCUGCUUUACCUCUAGACAGAGACUUCGCAUCACAAACGCGUCCAAACGCUCCUGGAUCUUAUUUUUGUGCCCCUGAAUCCUCUGAACUUACAGUGUGUUUCAUGUCAUCGCCACGAGGAUGUAUGCGCCGUGCUCUCUGUCUGGCCCUCUGCAGGAUGUCUAGCACCCAUGCUGCGCCUGGGGCACAGUGAGCGCUCAGUGAAAGUUAGCUGAAUGGCCAGCUAUCUGGAGCUAGACUUGCUGUCUCUGGUCUUGGCUCCUUCAUGGAGCCCAGAUCUGGGGCUUGCAGAAAGGAAGCGCUGGGCACUGGCAGCAGCCUGCUCUGGGUCAAGUUUAUGGCCAAAGGGGAAGGUACAAAGCAGAGAGAACUAUAUCCCCUGUCACGUGUUUCAGUGUAACAGCCAGUGCGCGUGGGAGAAUCACGUCAGGCCCCAGGCCGCACAACGGCUCCACGUCUCCCAAAGCCAGCACCCUCGGGACCACAGGCAUGGUGGGCAGAAUCAGAGCUGUCCCCAGAGCUGUCCGUGCCGUAGUCCCCAGAACCUGUGAAUAUGUCACCUUCCGGGACAAAAGGGAUUUGCAGCUGUGAUUAAGUUAAGGGUCUUGAGAUGGGGAGAUUUUCCUGGAUUAUCUGGGUGGGCCCAGUGUAAUCGAAAGUGUCCUUAUAAGAGGGAGACAAGGGAGCCAAAGCCAGAAGAAGGAGACAUGAAGACUGAAGCAGAAGCUGGGGUGAUGUCCUUGUGAGGACGGCGCCACGGCCCAAGGAAUGUGGGCAGCCCCUCCUGAGCCAGCAGGGGGGUAGGAGCAGGUGAGGCUGUGGAGUUCUUCUGGGCCAGACUUUUCUUCUCCCUCCUCUGUUGCCCUGUGCUCCUCUUCAAAUUCCGGCUAGUGUGGGUCUGGAGGACACAAAUCCUGUAUAAUGAUUGUAAACCCCCGAGGUUGUCUUUUUCGUUGUUUCUUUGGUGACAAAGAUAAGGAAAAUAUAUAGAAUAAGAGUUUGCGAUCUUUUCAUCAUCACCCCUACACUUCCAGAAGAAAGUUUUCUUGCCUGUUGGGUCAGCUUCUAGGCCUUUCUUUGUGUAGAAUCUGAGUAAUGGGUACAUAAGGAAACAAAAAGAAAUAUGAAACUCUAAGUUGACCUAAUUUACAAAGCACUAAUGUGAGCUGAAUUGGGGGCCCCAUCAGUCAGGGUUUAAUUACAGAUAAAGACAUUGCUCUAGAUAUGUUAAGCCAGAGGAGAUUAAACACGGGGAAUUGGGUUCUUACAAAAUGGUUGGAAGGAGGCCCCAGGAUGAGCUCAACCAGGGAGCUCAGCUCUGCUAUAAUCAGGAAGCUAAGAAAUCAGAAGGCCACCUCUCAAACAGCCGGCUCUCAGAAUGCACCACCUGGGCCUGUGUCCACGAGGAGAAAGAAGCCACCACAACCAGAACCAGGCUGCACGUGCGAAACUCAUCCCACCAAAAGGUGGAUGCCCCAUGCUUGGCCUCUGGACCCCCCAAAGAGCCAGAGCUGCGACACUGAGAUCUCUACUAAUACAGUCCACCGACACGUCCAGCAGGGCUGCGGCAUCAUACGGCUGGGGAUGCUGUUCACAUCACAGGUGAUGGGAACACGGCCUCCAGUCGAUGUGCAGGGCGCCCCUACAGCC
Messenger RNA from Equus quagga, 3440 nucleotides. It is a transcript of the gene OCSTAMP, whose product is annotated as osteoclast stimulatory transmembrane protein. The record is from RefSeq and is a predicted model, not a curated record. Gene Ontology annotation, cellular component: membrane. Lineage: Eukaryota; Metazoa; Chordata; Mammalia; Perissodactyla; Equidae.